Messenger RNA from Varroa destructor (honeybee mite), 267 nucleotides. RefSeq names its product ataxin-8. NCBI's taxonomy places the organism in Eukaryota, Metazoa, Arthropoda, Arachnida, Mesostigmata, Varroidae. The record is from RefSeq and is a predicted model, not a curated record.
CAGCAGCAGCAGCAGCAGCAGCAGCAGCAGCAGCAGCAGCAGCAGCAGCAGCAGCAGCAGCAGCAGCAGCAGCAGCAGCAGCAGCAGCAGCAGCAGCAGCAGCAGCAGCAGCAGCAGCAGCAGCAGCAGCAGCAGCAGCAGCAGCAGCAGCAGCAGCAGCAGCAGCAGCAGCAGCAGCAGCAGCAGCAGCAGCAGCAGCAGCAGCAGCAGCAGCAGCAGCAGCAGCAGCAGCAGCAGCAGCAGCAGCAGCAGCAGCAGCAGCAGCAG